This is a messenger RNA of Penicillium daleae, 1434 nucleotides long. Its product is annotated as M20 family dipeptidase. Bases 1 to 1434 code for a protein of 477 amino acids. Gene Ontology annotation, molecular function: metallodipeptidase activity. Gene Ontology annotation, biological process: proteolysis. Lineage: Eukaryota; Fungi; Ascomycota; Eurotiomycetes; Eurotiales; Aspergillaceae. The transcript is spliced from 5 exons. The record is from RefSeq and is a predicted model, not a curated record.
AUGGCGCCCCAGCUGGAGCCCUUUUUCAAGCAGGUCGACGAGUCGUCCGAGAGCUUCAUUGAUCGUCUGCGCAAGGCAGUUGCGAUCCCCUCUAUCUCAGCCCAGGAUGAGAACCGAAAGGAUGUGUUCCGCAUGGCCCAAUUCCUUGCGGACGAACUGACUGCGCUCGGUGCUGAGGUCGAGCAAAGGCCGCUGGGCAAGCAGCCCGGCAAGGAGCACCUCGAUCUGCCUCCCGUCGUCGUUGCCCGCUACGGUAACGACAAGAACAAGAAGACCAUCCUGGUCUACGGCCACUACGAUGUGCAGCCCGCUCAGAAGGAGGAUGGCUGGGCUACCGAGCCGUUCGAGUUGACCAUCGACGAGAAGGGCCGCAUGUAUGGCCGUGGAUCUACGGAUGACAAGGGCCCCGUUCUUGGCUGGAUCAAUGUGAUCGAGGCCCACCGCAAGGCCGGUGUUGAGCUGCCCGUCAACCUGCUCUGCUGCUUCGAGGGAAUGGAGGAGUAUGGAUCCGAGGGCCUGGAUGACUUCAUCCAGGCUGAGGCCAAGAAGUACUUCAAGGAUACCGAUGCAGUGUGCAUUUCGGAUAACUACUGGCUGGGCACUGAGAAGCCCUGCCUGACCUACGGUCUUCGUGGCUGCAACUACUACUCCGUGAGUGUCUCGGGUCCUGCCCAGGACCUCCACAGCGGUGUCUUCGGUGGCUCUGCUCAUGAGCCCAUGACCGACUUGGUGACCGUCCUGUCGAAGCUGGUGGAUCCUCAGGGUAACAUUCUGAUUCCUGGCCUGAUGGACCUGGUUGCUCCUGUUACUGAGGACGAGAAGUCGCUCUACGGCAACAUUAGCUACACCAUGGAGAACCUGCACGAGUCCUUGGGCAGUGAGACUGGUAUCCAUCCGAACAAGGAGCGCACUCUGAUGGCCCGCUGGCGGUACCCGUCCCUGUCCAUUCACGGUAUUGAGGGCGCUUAUUCCGCUCCUGGUGCUAAGACGGUCAUCCCCGCCAAGGUGAUCGGCAAGUUCUCCAUUCGCACUGUGCCCAACAUGGAGAGUGAGGAUGUCAACAAGCUGGUAUUCGACCACAUCAAGGCUGAGUUCGCCAAGCUCAACAGCAAGAACAAGUUGGAUGUGUGGCUGCAGCACGAUGGCAAGUGGUGGGUUGCCAGCCCCAAGCACUGGAACUUCAGUGCCGCUAGCAAGGCCGUGCAGCAGGUGUUUGGUGUCGAGCCGGACAUGACCCGUGAAGGUGGAAGUAUCCCCGUCACAUUGACUUUCGAGCAAGCCACUGGCAAGAACGUCCUCCUGCUCCCCAUGGGCAGCUCUACCGAUGCUGCUCACUCGGCCAACGAGAAGCUGGAUCGCCGGAAUUAUAUUGAAGGAACCAAGCUGCUAGGCGCUUACUUGCACUACGUGGCUGAGGAACCCGCGACGCAGUAA